AUGCCCUCCGAGAGACAGUACGGCGUAACGCCGCCCCUCUCUACGCAGCUUCCUAGCGAAGACCAGAAGCAGGCCGCGGAUGCCCUGUUGCAAGAAUUGCAUAGCCAGGGCACCUUUGAGAGCGCUGCUGAGACGGCGAAGAGAUACGAGGUUCUGGCUUCUAUCCAGGCCAUUGCCGAUGCGUUUGUUAGGCAGGUGGCACAAGAGAAGGAACCUGAUAACCCGACCCUCAUCAAAGAUGCCCGCGCUCGGGUCUUCACCUACGGCAGUUUUCGACUGGGCGUGUACGGACCCGGCUCCGAUAUCGAUACCCUGGUUGUCGCUCCUCGAUACGUUACACGCGUCGAAUACUUCAAGUACUUCCCAGACUUGCUGAGGAAAAUGUCGCCUCCGGGCGCCAUCACUGAGCUCGCCGCCGUUGAAGAUGCAUUCGUACCCAUCAUCAAAUUCGAGUACUCGGGCAUCAGCAUCGACUUGAUCUUUUCGAGGAUAGCCACUUUGAAGCAACUUCCUGGAGAGAAAGACUGGAACUUGAAGGACUCGAAUCUGCUUCGUGGUCUGGAUGAAGCUGAGCUUCGGUCCGUGAACGGCACCCGAGUCACCGACGAGAUUGUCGAUUUGGUCCCAGAGCAGAAAACCUUCAGAGAUGCGCUCCGGGCUGUCAAGCUGUGGGCCCAGCGCAAGGCGAUAUAUGCCAACAUCAUGGGCUUUCCUGGUGGCGUUGCAUGGGCCAUGAUGGUUGCUCGGGUGUGCCAGCUCUAUCCGAAGGCGACGAGUGCUGUGAUAGUUUCCAAGUUCUUCGGCAUCCUUCUCCAGUGGCCGUGGCCGAACCCUGUUCUUCUGAAGAACAUUGAGAGCGGCCCUCUGCAAGCCCGUGUCUGGAACCCCAAGAUCUACAAGGGUGACGGCUUUCAUCUCAUGCCCAUCAUCACUCCCGCUUACCCCUCCAUGUGCGCCACCUUCAACAUCACGAGAUCGUCUAUGACUGUGAUCCAGCGAGAGCUGUCGCUCGCAUCUGAUCUGUGCCAGAAGAUCAUGGCCGGGAUUAGGCCCUGGAGUGCUCUGUUUACCAGACACACCUUCUUCACCCAAGACUACAAGUACUACAUCUCUGUGAUUGCCUCAAGCACAGACAAAGAGGCACACGUAAAGUGGGCCGGCUUUGUCGAGUCCAAGGUUCGGCUUCUAGUGCAGGGACUCGAACGCCACCAGUCUAUUGUACUUGCUCGACCGUUCAACAAGGGCUAUGAGCGGACAAAUAUGUGCGCUAGCCCUGAAGGGGUCGAAGAGGUCAAGAACGGCAGCCUUGCUUACGUCGUCAAGAAAGAGGAAGGAGAGGCGAUCAAGGCCGAGGCUACCAACGGAAACGGCACGCAGGCCAAGACAGAGGUCAAGGCCGACUCGACCUCAGAAGCCAAGACAGAGGUUAAGCCCGAGGUCAAGACGGAAGAUGUGCCCCUGAAUGUGAAGCCUGAAGAUGGUGCUGAUGCCGCAGUCAAGCUUGAGGAUGUUCAACCUCAGGGCACUGAGGUGUAUACUACCACACAUUACAUCGGUAUCGAACUAGUCGAGAGUAAGCUUCCCCUUUAUGAUCUUGCCUUUUCAGAUCCCGGGCUUCUUUGUCCUUGUCCAGGUUGGAUCUCUCAAGACGGGUUUCUUAACAUUUCGCCAUCAACAGAAGCCAAAUCCCUCGAUCUCUCAUAUCAAGUCAACGAGUUUAAGGAUCUCUGCUUUGCCUGGGAGCUCUAUAGGAACGAGCUUCACAAAACAUGCACCGUCAACAUUCAGCACGUUCGCAAUUUCACGCUCCCCGACGACGUUUUCGAGGCAGGAGAAGUCAAGCCAACGAAACCGGUGAAGAAGAGGAACGUGCCGGCCACAGCGCAAGCCGCCAAUGCCGCCAACUCGAAGAAGCGAACGGCCUCAGAAGAACAAAACAACCCCCCCAAGCGUCAGCAGACGACCGUCGCCGCCGGCUGA
Thyridium curvatum is the source of this 1980-nucleotide messenger RNA. RefSeq lists its product as uncharacterized. The record is from RefSeq and is a predicted model, not a curated record. The transcript has 5 exons. Gene Ontology annotation, molecular function: poly(A) RNA polymerase activity; RNA binding. Gene Ontology annotation, cellular component: nucleus. Bases 1 to 1980 code for a protein of 659 amino acids. NCBI's taxonomy places the organism in Eukaryota, Fungi, Ascomycota, Sordariomycetes, Thyridiales, Thyridiaceae.